CCAUUUUUGAUGAGAGUGAUGUGAUAGAGCUGGAAAUUUGUGAUCUACCCGGCGAAACUCAAAAGAUACCACAGUCAGGGGCUAGAGGAUUCCCAGAUAUAGUUGUCACAGCACUUCUUCCCUCAUAAGGCUCAAGUACCAUGAUUCUGGGUAUCAUGCCAACUCCCAAGAGACUGAGGGAUCUCAUUCGUGAGAUACGCUCAGCCCGCACUGCUGCAGACGAGCGAGGCGUGGUCCAGAAGGAAUGCGCGGCCAUCCGAGAUUCAUUCAGAGAUGAAGACAACACAUAUCGGUGUCGUAAUGUGGCCAAAUUACUCUACAUUCACAUGCUAGGCUAUCCUGCUCAUUUUGGACAGCUGGAGUGCCUGAAGUUAAUUGCCUCUCCUCGCUUCACGGACAAGAGAAUUGGUUACCUUGGUGCCAUGUUGUUGCUGGACGAGAGACAAGAUGUCCACUUGUUGGUUACAAAUUCCCUCAAGAAUGACCUAACUCAUCAAACCCAGUAUAUCCAGAGCUUGGCACUCUGUACUCUAGGAUCUAUCUGUUCAGUGGAAAUGAGCAGGGAUUUAGCCGGAGAGGUGGAAAAACUUAUAAAGUCCUCAAAUGCCUAUAUCAAGAAAAAGUCUGCUUUGGCAGCCUUCAGAAUAAUCCGCAAAGUCCCCGACCUGAUGGAGAUGUACAUCCCAGCCACCAGGACACUGCUCAAUGAGAAAAACCACGGUGUGCUACUCACAGCUGUUUGCCUGAUCAUUGAAAUGUGCGAGAAAAGUCCAGACACCCUGAGCCAUUUCAAAAAGGAGCACUCUAAAACGCUCGUUCCUCAGUUGGUGCGUAUUUUAAAGAAUUUGAUAAUGGCUGGAUAUUCCCCUGAACAUGAUGUCUCUGGAGUCAGUGACCCUUUUUUGCAGGUGAAGAUUCUACGCCUGUUGAGACUACUAGGUAAACAUGAUGCAGAAGCUAGUGAAACAAUGAACGACAUUUUAGCACAGGUAGCCACAAACACUGAUACUAGUAAAAACGUGGGACAUGCAAUUUUGUAUGAGAUAGUGCUAACUAUAAUGGGUAUCCAGUCAGAGGUUGGAUUAAGGGUUCUUGCUGUGAAUAUAUUGGGAAGAUUUUUGUUGAACAAUGACAAAAACAUCAGAUAUGUAGCUUUGAACACUUUAUUAAGGGUGGUAUCAGCAGAUCAUAAUGCUGUCCAACGACACAGGAGUACAAUUGUUGACUGCUUGAAGGAUCCAGAUAUUUCAAUACGAAAGCGUGCCAUGGAGCUGUGUUUUGCUCUGGUGAACGGAAACAAUGUUCGAGGCAUGAUGAAAGAGCUUCUACACUUUCUUGAGACGUGUGACCCUGAGUUCAAGGCUGAUUGCUGCUCCAACAUUGUAAUGGCCGCUGAUAGAUUUUCCCCUACAAAGAGAUGGCACAUAGACACUGUGAUCAAGGUGUUAACCACAGCAGGAAAUUACGUUCGUGGAGACAUAGUUUCAAACUUAAUCCAGUUGAUUGCGGAGACAAAGUCCCUGCAUGCAUACACAUCCCAGCAGAUAUUCCAUGUGACAGAGGCAGACAUGAUGCAGCAGCCACUAACCCAGGUGGCCUCCUGGUGUAUCGGCGAGUAUGGAGACUUGCUGGUCUCUGGUCAGUGCGAGGAGGACGAACCCAUUGAGGUCACAGAAGAUGAUGCCAUUACUCUACUAGAAAAAGUGCUAGCUAACAACAAUUCCUUGGUGGUUACAAAAGAAUAUGCUAUUACAGCCUUGAUGAAACUCAGUUCUCGUUUCACACGCACUCAGGAUCGGAUAAAGAAAGUCAUUGCUGUGUACGGUCAUCAUGUUGAUGUGGAAUUACAGCAGCGCGCUGUCGAGUACACGGCACUCUUCCAUAAAUAUGAUGGCAUGAGGUCUGCCUUGUUAGAGCACAUGCCUCUGAUUGAGAACCGCAGUAAGAACGUGUUCUCUAACGGAGAUGCUGGAAGCUUGGAGGAGGAUCUGAUUGAAGGAGAUGAGGAGACGGAAAGCAGAAAUGUUCAGAAUACGCAACAGACAGAGAGUCAGAGUAUUUUAGAUUUAAUAGGCGACACUAAUUCAACGCCAGUUAUUCCCACAAGUCAACCAAUCAAGUCUGGGAGUGGGGCUGCAGAUUUGCUUGAUCUCCUGGGGGAUGUCAGUACAACUAAUACAGUGAACACGCCUUCACCAGUGAACAAUUUGAUGGGUGGACUCAUCCCAGCUACGCAACCAGCAUUUAAUCAACUAAAUGGAGGCACCACUAACAACAUGUCCUUGACUGCCUUCAACAAGAAUGGGGUGCUGGUAGAGUUUAACUGUGAACGUAUCGAUAACGGAGUUACUGCCAUCAACAUGUCCGCCUCAAACUCCUCCUCCUCUCCAAUAUCAGACUUUGUAUUCCAGGCUGCCGUGCCUAAGUCAUUCCAACUGGUUCUUCAGUCCCCAUCAGGAAACAUGUUACCUGCUAAUAACAUGGGCAGUGUCACACAGGCUAUUAGACUGGAAAACCCACAGAAGCAACCAAUUCGUAUGAGGAUACGAAUGAGUUACAAACAGAACCAAAACACCAUUACAGAACAGGGAGAAGUUAAUAAUUUCCCAUCAACAUUGUGGCAGUAAAGACUUCAAGAGUACUAUUUUGCCAACAGUCCAGGGCGUUGAAAUAUUGCAGACUAACGCACUGUACGAUAUCAGAGGACGGGGAACAUUGAAGAAAGUAUUCAAGGGAGAUCAUUGUUGAGUGGAACGGAAAUCUGCAUGAUGGACAGACCAAUGGUGUUGUCAUUAAUUUAUAUAAUGGAAAAAAAAAAAAGAGUUCUAUUCUGAAGUGUGUGUAUAUAUGAGAAUGUACAGUUCAACCGAAGUGUUGAUGUUAAAUAAUGGAAGUAUGUGUAUAUUUGAUGGGUGCAUGCAUCAGUGGCUUCGCAUAAAGGUAGGAACAGUGAUGUGUGGAGCGGCCGUUGAUUCAAACCUGACCAUGUGAACCAGCAGGAUUGGCAUUGGGAAUGCUGUCUUUGUGCAGUUCUUGAUAUAGUGGCUGUGAAGGAAGGAGACUGAGAGUUAUUGAUUUCCCCACACUGCAUGUAGAUUUUUACAUGCUAAACUUGGACGAACAGUCUGAUACAGAAUCAAAAUAAUCAGCAAGUCGUUCAUUAAUAAAUCAAUUCCCAACACUGCAGAUUUACCAUGCCGACGUUGUUGAUGGUAUGUUUCCUGCUCUUCCUAUGCCAAACUUUCCUACAGUUGCAUAGAAGAAGUUGUCCCGUUGCUCAGUAUGUUUUCUUUGUACUCAUUGGACAUUCAUCACAGAAAGAACAAAAGUUUGCGGUUAUUGCACUAGCUAUGAUCAUAAUUGUGUAUAAACUGUGUGGUCACCGGGCAUUUGAGUACAGGUUUUGUGUAGUUCUGUGUUACAGUGCUAAGUUGGCUAUACAACCAAUACAGUGCAUGUUACCUGUAAAUCCACGUGAUGAUCCCAAACACAGCAUUGCGACAUUUAUAUAAACCUACGUGUAUAUCCAUUCCUCUUAUUGACCCAAAUUGAUUGUUUCAAGCAAGCUUACCCCUUUUUGUUGGGAUAUUUAUACAGAUAUUGUUCAAGCACAAAGUGGCAUUAGUUUUAUAUAAAAUUAAUGUGUUAAAAAAAUUUGUUUUUUUUUUUAAAUGUGUGCAUGUGUAAGGACAACAAAAAAAUGGUUGAAAAAACAAGCUACAUGUAGGCUAUGAUGAAUACCUCAUAGCAUUGGCACAGUCCAUACGUAUACUGCCAUGGAUGAAGCCAGUGGUUUCACGUCAUUGUUAAGGGUAUUACAGGCUUCAAGAUACCGCUUUAAGCCAUGUUCUGGUGUAACUUCACGUUAGUCUCGGCACCAUGUUAAACAAGAUUUUUGAUAAUCCAAUGCUGGUUUAACUUCCCUUCAGUACAGGCAUGAAUAAUCUGCCUCGUUAAAUCAUGUUUCAAAAAUAUGGAAGCUGAAGGUUUUAUUGAUACUGUUCAGUGUAUGCUUUUGUAUUGCUUCUAAGCCCUACACCCCACACAAAAACGCAUCGUAGAGAAGGUGCUUGAUGAACAGAAUUUUUACCUCAGUCAUAAGCAUGAAGAAAUUAGGGGUGUGGGUGAUGGUGUGUCGAACACCUAUGAAAAAAUUUGAUUACAUACAUGUAUUAUAUUAUUCGGGGAGAAAUCCUUAUCACUGAUAAUACAGGAUGUCUGUUAAGUAAAAUAUGAUAUUCACUGUACGUGUGUUUAUAUCCUUCCACUUUGUCAACAUCAAUGAACACGUGUAACUGUAACUAUCUAAAGCGGCACAACAUGUGCCAAAGAAUAUGAGGGUUAAUUUUGUGAAAUAUAUCUGCCCGUGAUAUGGUGCGAAUACCAUGUUGAUCCUACCAUUGUGGUGUCUAUGAAUACCAUGGUGUAUUUAAGUUACCACUAGGGGGAGAAGUAAUAAUUAUUCCGUAUUGUUACAUGUUGCUAUUAUUUUCUGAUUGUGAAUGAUUUUCACGCAAGCUGUGAUAGAUCUGCCAGCCAGCCAGUCACGUCCAACUGUUGGAGCUGCUAUCUCUUAUCCUUUGGUGAAACAAAGUGGUGAUGCAAAUUUGCUUUGGUAGUAAGAGAUUCGUCUGUACUACUGUACAUGUACAUAGGUGGUGUGACUGCACACUGCCUACAUUUGGAAGUGCAUAAUUUAUACCUGAUCAAAAACUAUACAAAUGCGGGGUGUGCCUUUACAUGUACUGCAUUAUACACUGUGACAGUGGCAGAGUCACAUCCCAAAAGACUGUUCAGUGUAGUACAACAGCUGUGAGCGCAUACAGUAUGUAAAACCUGUAAAGAUUAACGAACACUGCAAGGGAAGCAACUCUAGGUGUAUAUAACUAUUGUGUAUAGCAGAGUAUCUUGCCUCUGAACUCGAUUGCUUCAAAAAUCAUAGUUAUGAAGAGCCGACUUUGCUAUGUGUAUAGUUGUGUAUUUAAUAGCUGUCCUUGAUCUGUUUUAACAAAGUUUGGCUUGAAGGUUAGGGAGUACAAUCAUUAAAGGUCUAUUAAGGAUAAUCUAUGUUGUUUAUUGUAAGAGAAAUUAUGACAAUAAAUCUAAUUAUGUGUAA
Liolophura sinensis is the source of this 5116-nucleotide messenger RNA. RefSeq names its product AP-1 complex subunit gamma-1-like. NCBI's taxonomy places the organism in Eukaryota, Metazoa, Mollusca, Polyplacophora, Chitonida, Chitonidae. Gene Ontology annotation, cellular component: AP-1 adaptor complex; Golgi apparatus; membrane coat. Bases 141 to 2627 code for a protein of 828 amino acids. Gene Ontology annotation, biological process: intracellular protein transport; vesicle-mediated transport. The record is from RefSeq and is a predicted model, not a curated record. The transcript is spliced from 24 exons.